This is a messenger RNA of Betta splendens (Siamese fighting fish), 2376 nucleotides long. Its product is annotated as gap junction alpha-3 protein-like. The record is from RefSeq and is a predicted model, not a curated record. Gene Ontology annotation, cellular component: connexin complex. NCBI's taxonomy places the organism in Eukaryota, Metazoa, Chordata, Actinopteri, Anabantiformes, Osphronemidae. Gene Ontology annotation, biological process: cell communication. The coding region runs from base 331 to 1407 and encodes 358 amino acids. The transcript has 2 exons.
GGGGGCUGGAGGGACGGCGGGCCGGACGCGGCUCACAGUGCAUCCAGCAGGUUUGAGUGUGUGUCAGUGGAAGACCCCGGGGCCUGGGGCCCGGAUCCCGAGUCCUGCCUUGGCUGUAUUUGGACACUGAAGACCGGGUCGGCGGAUUUGUUGGUGUGGAACCAAGCCGGUGUCUCGCUGGGGUCCACGUCUUCCGUCCAUUCAAGGGCAUUGCUGAGGCCUGUCGGCGAAGCAGGGGCGGCCCCAUGGACCCUCGGAGGCAUGGAAAGCUUCACCACAGGGGACGUAUAAGCUGAGCCUCUCUGGUCCCAGGUCUGAGCUCGCACAGCCAUGGGGGACUGGAACCUGCUGGGGAAGCUGCUGGAAAAGGCCCAGGAGCACUCGACGGUGGUGGGGAAGGUGUGGCUCACCGUCCUGUUCAUCUUCCGCAUCCUCGUCCUCAGCGCCGCCACGGAGAAGGUGUGGGGCGACGAGCAGUCGGGCUUCACCUGCGACACCAAGCAGCCCGGCUGCGAGAACGUGUGCUACGACGUCACGUUCCCCAUCUCCCACGUGCGCUUCUGGGUGCUGCAGAUCAUCUUCGUGUCCACGCCCACGCUGAUUUACCUGGGACACAUCCUCCACCUGGUGCGCAUGGAGGACAAGCAGAAGGAGAAGGAGAGGGAGCUCGCGAGCCACGCGGACAAGCAGGCGCUGCUGGGCGACGCGCCGCACAAAAGGGCGCUGGUGAGGGACGAAAAGGGCCGCGUGCGCCUGCAGGGGGAGCUCCUGCGCACCUACGUCUUCAACGUCAUCUUUAAAACCCUGUUUGAGGUGGGCUUCAUCGUGGCUCAGUACCUGCUCUACGGCUUCGAGCUGAAGCCCAUGUACACGUGCGACCGGCCGCCGUGCCCCAACGUGGUGAACUGCUACAUCUCCCGGCCCACGGAGAAAACCAUCUUCAUCAUCUUCAUGCUGGGGGUCGCCAGCGUGUCCCUGCUGCUCAACCUCAUCGAGAUCUACCACCUGGGCUUCACCAAGUGUCGCCAGGGCAUCUCCUUCCACCGAGGGGACCGCUCCCCCCAGAGCUUCUCUAAGGAGCCCAGCGAGGCGGCCGCGCCGUUCGCGCCCGCCUGCGGCGACUACUUCCACCAGGUCCCGUCCGGCUUCCCGCCGGUGCCCGGCUACACGCUGCCGCCGCUGUCGGAGGCCGCGGACUCGUCCUUGCACCCCUACCACAGCAAGGCGGCCUACAAGCAGAAUAAGGACAACCUGGCGGUGGAAAGGAGCAGCGGCAAGCCAGAGGAAUGCGACCUGAAAGCGAAGAAGGGAGCGGGAUCGGCCCCCGGGUCACCCACGCAGGCCAGGCCCGGCCGCGGCGCCAAACAUAGCAACAGCAAGACUAGAAUAGAUGAUCUGAAGAUAUGAGGAGGUUUAUGUUUCUCUGAGGGGUCUUAAGUUGCAGCGAGGGGGAUCGCUUGCUGUUUGGACACAUUCACACAUGCUAAAACGCCCCCUCCUCUUUAAGAUGGCACAGGUUUGACUCAUUCCAGCUCGGGGGGGAAGUGACAUUUAAAGGGCACACGAAGAAGCCGCAGCUGUACUGUAACGUGUGAAGGCUGAUGACGUUCUAGAGCACAUUUCUAAUAAUCGCAGACCUCAUCAAAGACCUCCCGCCUUUUUAUAAUGCGUUCAGCAUUUUGCCUUUUGAAAGGACUCGGUUGGAUUCAAGAAUAGAUUGUAGCGCAAGUGAUUUAUCAUGCACCAUUUGUGGAAACACAAUAAAUUCAGCCAGUGUUGAUUAGUGCUGCGGUUUGGUGAAUUGAAUUAAUACUUGUAUGGAAUGAAUCUUUCCUCUUUUCACUUUCAUCACAGAGAAUCAAGAGGAGGGCUGUCUGCUCCGCUCAGGUUUUUAUGCCGAGUUGAGUUUUCUUUCAGCGCGCAACAAAUGUGAAUCAACAAUCGAAGCGUCACUGCCCGAACGCAGCAUCCGGCGCAAUGGGCUGUUUGGCAGCUCUCCGCGGGAAAUCAGAUAGGACAAAUAGUUAAAUAUAACUUCCCUUAACCGUUUUAAGGGCUUCAACAAGCAGCAUAGUUCACUUGCUAAGACUUGAAGUGAAACGUUGUGCAAUUCCUGACAACACAUUGGACACUGGAGUCGCUGUAACUGAUUCCAGGACGCGCCUCAAAAAGAAAUUGCACUGGUCUCAGGAGUUCCCACAUUUGUACUGUCUCUUUUUUUAUUGCGACAGCCAGCAAGGACGUAAUUAUAAGCACAUUGUUUUGUUUAUCCUUGUUUAUAUCUGUGUCUGUGUCGUUUGUUUUCUAUAAAGCACUUGGUGACAACCAUCUUUGUAAAUCUGCUUAAAAUAAACCUGUCUUAAAUUUGCAAGGUUA